Striga asiatica is the source of this 2621-nucleotide messenger RNA. The record is from the annotation of a GenBank genome assembly. NCBI's taxonomy places the organism in Eukaryota, Viridiplantae, Streptophyta, Magnoliopsida, Lamiales, Orobanchaceae.
AUGGCGUCGCCAGCAGCUCCGGCGUACGACGACGAGACGGCGGCGAUGUCGAACCUUCUCCCUCUCGCGUCCGCCGCUCAGCAGCCAUAUGAACCGGAAUUAUUGAGAGUUGAUGCUGAGAGAAUACAGCGGCAGAUGCAAGAGGUGGCGGUGGUCAAUUACCGUGCUUUCAUUGCGGCGGCGGAUGCGAUAGCUGAAAUUCCUAAACUAACAUCUGGUUGCACUGAAUUUGUUGAUUCUGCGGAACAUAUUUUGGAGAAGAGGAAGAUGAACCAAACAUUACUGGGAAAUCAUAGUACUUUGCUUGAUUUGCUUGAAAUUCCUCAACUCAUGGACACAUGUGUAAGAAAUGGAAAUUAUGAUGAAGCUCUUGAUUUAGAGGCAUUUGUAGCGAAACUUACUACGAUGCACCCAAAAAUUCCAGUUAUUCAAGCUCUAGCUGCAGAAGUUCGGCAGACUACUCAGUCUCUUCUCUCUCAGCUUCUCCAAAAGCUUAAAUCUAACAUUCAGUUGCCGGAGUGCCUCCGCAUCAUUGGGUAUUUACGUCGAAUAGGAGUUUUCAAUGAAUAUGAAAUGCGUCUGCAGUUUUUAAGAUGCCGUGAAGCCUGGCUUACUGGAAUACGUGAUGAUCUAGACCAGAGAAACCCUUAUGAAUAUUUGAAAGGGAUGGUAAAUUGUCAGAGAAUGCAUCUUUUUGAUGUUGUUAACCAGUGCCGAGCCAUAUUCGUUGACGACACUUCAGGAAGUGAAGAAAAUUAUGAUGGUGGCCUUCUCUUUGACUGGGCCAUGCAUCAGAUUACCUUGCACCUGAAGACCCUCAAAAUCAUGCUUCCUAAGAUAAGUGAAGGUGGAUCGUUGUCAAAUAUCAUAGAUCAAAGCAUGGUCCCGUUGCCAGCAGUUGGCUUCCCCACCAGUAGUUUGAAUGAACAAAGUCAUGAUGAUAUCACACCUCCUUUGAAUCUAAUGGAGCAUCCUCCGCUUGCUGUUUUUAUCAACGGUGUAUCUGCAGCAAUGAAUGAACUACGCCCUUGUGCUCCAUUAAGCCUGAAAAACGUGCUUGCCCAGGAAUUAGUUAAAGGUUUGCAGGCAGUUUCCGAUUCUCUACUGAGAUACAAUACAACUAGGAUGCUCAGAGAUAACGAGUCUGUUCUUUUCAUUAAACUGUGCCAAGCUUUUGUUGAGGUGGCUUUCCCUCAUUGUGCAAUGUGUUUUGGCCGUCGUUACCCAGGUGGAUUGGCUGUCGUCUCAGAUGCGAAAUACUUGUUUGAUGGACUUAAUCGACUAUUAGCAUCCUCACCAAGGGAGCUACCAAAACCUACUCAUAAAGCUGAGGCUAAUACUAAUACUAAUACGAAUACCGAUUCUAACACUAAAACAAAUAUACCAGAAAAUGGUUAUUUGCCCACUGUGGACAAUGGCGUAGCAAAUGGCAUUCAACGUACCUCAAGCGACAACCUAACAGAAAACGAAAAGAAUUACAACAGUCCACUGAAGGAUAAGGCUGAUACAAAUGAAGAUCGGUCGGAUGACGUGGCAUUAGGUGGGCCCCAACACUCAUGGGCCAAGACUGCAUUCAGACAAAGGAGAGGACCAAAAAUUACAACAGUUGGGCCUGGCCGUUACCCAAUUAAACGCAGCCCAAUUCAGAAUCGACAAACAAAUAGCCUGAGUGUGAGGGGAGAAGGUGGAGCUGGAUUGAGGUUGGAAGGGAAAUGCAUGAGUUUGCAGCUUGGAACAGAUUUAUUUAUGUGGUCCUGGAUAUGUUACAAUUGCAGCUUUGGCUAUGCACCUGAGUGUGAGUUUCUUCUUCAGUUGUUGGAUAGAUGGACCUGCACAAAUUUUCUUCAAGAUGAUAUUGCUGUAGAAACCCGUUUUGCAAACAUGGCUGGAACAGCGCCCGAAGGUUCUCAAUUUGAUGCUCGCCAAUUUGAUUCGAAAAUGAAUGAACUCCUUGGAGCUGAUGGAGAGGAGUUUUUCACAAGCUAUGAUGAGGUGUAUGACAGUUUUGACGCUAUGGGCCUGCAGGAAAAUCUUCUGAGGGGAAUCUAUGCUUAUGGUUUCGAGAAGCCCUCGGCAAUUCAGCAACGAGGGAUCGUCCCAUUCUGCAAGGGCCUGGAUGUGAUUCAACAAGCUCAAUCUGGAACUGGAAAGACAGCAACUUUUUGCUCGGGUAUCCUUCAACAGCUGGACUACAAUGUGGUGGAGUGCCAGGCUCUGGUCCUUGCACCCACCCGCGAGCUUGCCCAGCAAAUCGAGAAGGUGAUGCGGGCCCUUGGUGAUUAUCUCGGGGUAAAAGUUCAUGCUUGCGUUGGGGGCACUAGCGUCCGUGAGGACCAGCGCAUACUAUCCAGUGGGGUCCACGUAGUGGUCGGAACUCCAGGGCGUGUCUUUGACAUGCUUAGGAGGCAGUCCCUGCGCCCUGAUUACAUCAAGAUGUUUGUUCUUGAUGAAGCUGAUGAGAUGCUCUCCAGAGGAUUCAAGGAUCAGGUUUUCCCUUUUUAACUUUGUUUUUUAUUCCUAUCCCUCUCUGAUUUCUUUAUUUUGUGCAUUUGUGUGGCGUAUUGUUAAAAUAAUGGUGUUCGUUGUGUCCAUCGUGAUCUCUGUCAAUACGAAAACUAUUA